Dentiscutata heterogama is the source of this 435-nucleotide messenger RNA. Lineage: Eukaryota; Fungi; Glomeromycota; Glomeromycetes; Diversisporales; Gigasporaceae. The record is from the annotation of a GenBank genome assembly.
AUGGAAAUUUGGAUACAUAUAACGGAUACAGAUAAGAUAAUAUCUAACCUUGGACAUAUCAAGAACAAUAAAGGUGUGAUUUUAAAAGGAAAUGUUUGCAAAAGAAGUGGCUAUAAACGAAUUGAUUUAAGCAUUAAUAAUAUUCGUACAUCAACUGAUAUUCAUAUCUUAGUUGCACAAGCCUUUAUUCCUAACCUAGAAAAUAAGCCUUACGUUAACCACAUUAACAGUAUCAAACUUGAUAAUCGGGCUAUUAAUUUGGAAUGGGUAACUCCUAAAGAGAAUGCUGAACAUAAAAUAUUCACAAAUACUGGCCUUAGUAGCUCUAGGCUGUUGUGCAGAAACAUUGGAUGGAAUGUUCUUCAAAUUUGGAAUUCAAUCCCUUGCUUAAAAAUCACAGGAAAUAUCAUUUUAGAAUAUUGUAAUGGAAAGUAA